This is a messenger RNA of Ustilago hordei, 837 nucleotides long. RefSeq lists its product as uncharacterized. Gene Ontology annotation, cellular component: membrane; Golgi apparatus. Gene Ontology annotation, biological process: phosphatidylinositol biosynthetic process. Lineage: Eukaryota; Fungi; Basidiomycota; Ustilaginomycetes; Ustilaginales; Ustilaginaceae. The record is from RefSeq and is a predicted model, not a curated record. The coding region runs from base 1 to 837 and encodes 278 amino acids. Gene Ontology annotation, molecular function: CDP-diacylglycerol-inositol 3-phosphatidyltransferase activity. The transcript has a single exon.
AUGCCAAGGAGCACACGAAACUCGAAAUCGACGGCGGCGGACGUCUCUGCCGCCAACGGCGCUGCGGGCGGAAAGACCGAAUCGCUCCUCCAACGAGCAAACGAAGCCGACGAGAAUGUCUUCCUCUUCGUUCCCAACUUGAUAGGAUACGCUCGUGUCAUCCUUGCAGCUCUCUCGCUAUACUUUAUGAAGGGCAAUCCAAAAGUCUGCACCCUCCUCUACGGUGUUUCUUGCCUUCUCGACGCCUUUGACGGUAUGGCAGCAAGAGCGCUCGGUCAAUCCACAAAGUUCGGAGCUGUUCUCGACAUGGUCACAGAUCGAUGCACCACCGCAUGCUUGCUCUGCUUCUUGACCGCUGCCUACCCACGAUGUGCCGUCAUCUUCCAAGGCCUCAUCACACUCGACUUUAGCUCGCACUACAUCCACAUGUACAGCUCGCUCGUCACGGGAUCGGCAUCGCACAAGAUCGUCACCUCGGAAACAUCCAAGAUCUUGUGGUACUACUACAACGAUAGCAGGACACUCUUCAUGUUCUGUGCAGGUAACGAGCUCUUCUUCGUCUGCCUCUACUUAAUGGACUUCUACAAGAGACCGUUGGGGUUGGACAUCGAGCCUCUCAUGUUCUUGUUCCCCUCGGCGCUCAAGGCUUCCCCAUGGAUCUCGUAUAUCAUCAAAGAGGCUCCCAAGCUCAGCUGGCCACAAAUUGUUGGCACGACCACUUUCCCGAUCUGUGCUGCUAAGCAGAUUAUCAACUGCGUUCAGUUCUGGAAGGCUGCUAAGGUGCUUGUUGGCAAGGAUCUCGAGGAACGACAAAAGACUCGCACCAAGUCGCUCUGA